UACAGGCAGGUAUCAAGACUCGGGGACAAAGAUUGGCAGUAAUAGCAGCAAAUGCAAAAGCAGAGUGUCUGAGCAGAACACCCAGAGCGAUGGCACCAAGGCCCCUGGGCUUUCCCUGGAUGCUUGCCGGGCUGCUGCUGUUUCUGACAGUAGCAAUGGCAGAACACUCCCACUGGAAUUUGAGGAACAAGGCAAGUGUAUUUGCAGACCUGAGUGCAGAUGAGCUGCGGACGGUGCAGAGUUUCCUGAGGGCCAAAAAAGAGCUGAAGCUAUCAUCCUCUACGGGGGGCACCAUAGCCAAGAACUACAUAUUCCUCAUUGAGUUGCUGCUUCCCAAGAAGUACCAGGUGUUGAAAUUUUUGGAUGAGAAUGGAAGUCGUCCUGUGCGAGAGGCUCGUGCUGUCAUCUUCUUCGGGGCCCAGGAAUCUCCCAACAUCACUGAGUUUGCUGUGGGACCCCUGCCUUGGCCCACUUACAUGAGAGUGCUACCCCCCAAGCCUGACCAUAAUCCUUCCUGGGGAUCAAGACCCAUCUCAACUAUUGAAUAUGAUUUUUUGUACCAUACUUUGAUGGAAGCCAUUGCACCCUUACAUCGUUUCCUCCAAGAUACCAAAAGCUUCUGGCUCCCCAAUUGCACGUACCACUGCCUGACCUUCACCGAUGUGUCCCCCAGAGGCCUGGCCUCCGGCCAGCGCCGUUCUUGGUUUAUUAUGCAGCGCUUUGUGGAGGGCUACUUCUUACACCCCACAGGACUGGAGCUCCUUGUGGACCAUGAGAGUUCAGAUCCCCAAGAGUGGCAGGUUGAACGGGUCUGGUACAAUGGGAAAUUCUAUGACAGCAUAAAGGACUUGGCAGAAAAGCAUGAAGAAGGGAAGGUGGACGUGGUAAUCCUUGAAGAUCUCCCUGCUAAGGAAGAGAGGAGAGGGGAUUCAGAGGAACAGCCCCUCUUUUCCUCCUACCAGCCCCGAGGCCACUUCCACACACCCACCACUGUGCCUGGUCCUCAACUAGUGGAACCCCAGGGCCCACGCUACCGGGUGGAGGGCAACGCUGUGCUCUAUGGGGGGUGGAGCUUCGCCUUUCGAAUGCGCUCCUCCACUGGACUGCAGAUUCUGAACCUGCGCUUCGGGGGCGAGCACAUCGCCUAUGAGGUGAGUGUGCAGGAGGCGGUGGCCCUAUAUGGGGGCCACACACCUGCAGGCAUGCAGACCAAAUACAUCGAUGUGGGCUGGGGCUUGGGCAGUGUCAGUCACGAGCUGGCGCCCGGCAUAGACUGUCCCACGACGGCCACUUUCCUGGAUGCCCACCACUUUUAUGACUCCGACGCCCCCACCCACUACCCCAAUGCCCUCUGCAUAUUUGAGAUGCCCACAGGGGUGCCCCUCCGACGUCAUUUUGACUCCAAUUUCCGUGGUGGCUUCAACUUCUAUGCGGGGCUCGAGGGCCAAGUGCUCGUCCUUCGGACAACCUCAACUGUCUACAACUAUGACUACCUGUGGGACUUCAUUUUUCACCACAAUGGAGUGAUGGAGGCCAAGAUGCAUGCUACAGGCUACGUCCAUGCUACCUUCUUCACACCUGAAGGGCUGCGCCACGGAACCCGCCUCCAUACCAACCUGCUGGGCAACAUACACACUCACUUAGUACACUACCGCGUUGACCUGGAUGUAGCAGGCACUAAGAAUUCUUUUGAGACAAUGGGGACGAAACUAGAGAACAUCACCAACCCCUGGAGCCCAGGACACCAUGUGGUGCAGCCAGUUUUGGAAAGGACACACCGUCACCGGGAGCGUCAAGCAGCCUUUCGCUUUAGCCGGAAGCUCCCCAAGUUCCUGCUGUUCACCAGCCCCAAGAAGAACCCCUGGGGUCAUAACCGUAGUUACCGCAUACAACUCCAUUCCAUGGCUGACCAAGUGCUCCCUCCAGACUGGCAAGAAGAACGAGCAGUCACUUGGGCCAGGUACCCUUUGGCAGUGACCAAGUACCGGGAGUCUGAGCUGGUCAGCAGCAGCAUCUACAAUCAGAAUGAUCCCUGGGACCCACCUGUGGUUUUUGAAGAAUUUCUUCGUAACAAUGAGAACAUUGAGAAUGAGGACCUGGUAGCCUGGGUAACAGUAGGUUUCCUCCACAUCCCCCACUCUGAGGACAUCCCUAAUACAGCCACACCUGGCAAUUCUGUGGGCUUCCUACUCCGCCCUUUCAAUUUCUUCUCUGAGGAUCCAUCUCUGGCUUCCCGAGGGACUGUCAUCGUGCGUCCUCAAGCCAAAGGAGCCAACCACAUCCAACGAUGGACCCCAGAUAAUGUGGAAGCCUGUUGGAGAGCCUCCCCAUUGAACUAUAAUGGAACCUACAAUCCUGUGUGAUGGUGUCUCUCAACUCUCACACAGAAGCCUAAGCCUCUUCCUACAUCUGUCAAUAAACAUAGUCAGAGUUCAUCUUCA
Messenger RNA from Antechinus flavipes (yellow-footed antechinus), 2441 nucleotides. It is a transcript of the gene AOC1, whose product is annotated as amine oxidase copper containing 1. Gene Ontology annotation, cellular component: plasma membrane. Gene Ontology annotation, biological process: response to antibiotic; amine metabolic process. The transcript is spliced from 5 exons. Gene Ontology annotation, molecular function: diamine oxidase activity; copper ion binding; primary methylamine oxidase activity. Bases 90 to 2363 code for a protein of 757 amino acids. The record is from RefSeq and is a predicted model, not a curated record. Lineage: Eukaryota; Metazoa; Chordata; Mammalia; Dasyuromorphia; Dasyuridae.